Messenger RNA from Mugil cephalus (flathead mullet), 2269 nucleotides. RefSeq names its product inhibin subunit beta Ab (gene inhbab). Bases 486 to 1694 code for a protein of 402 amino acids. Lineage: Eukaryota; Metazoa; Chordata; Actinopteri; Mugiliformes; Mugilidae. The transcript is spliced from 2 exons. Gene Ontology annotation, biological process: SMAD protein signal transduction; BMP signaling pathway. Gene Ontology annotation, cellular component: extracellular region. The record is from RefSeq and is a predicted model, not a curated record. Gene Ontology annotation, molecular function: cytokine activity; hormone activity; growth factor activity.
ACGAAGAGUCCUGAGAGAUUCUGACUGAGUGUCAGUGAGUGACUCACAGGGAAAUACCUCUGUGAAUGGAGGGAGGGAUUAAACAGACAGAGAGGUAUAAUUACAGAGGACAGAGGGAGAAGAGAGUGACCCUGCUCACUGUUGGUUCAGCUCAGACGUUCAGGACCCAACAGGACCAGAACCUUCACACUGAGGACCAGAGAGCUACGUCAGGACAGGAGUUCACUGCAGGUUGUUGAACUGUGUCUCUUCAUUCACCUCAGAGAUCAGACUGAACCAGCUACAGUUGACGUUACCUCCGGAUUCUACUGCAGACAGUGGUUCUACUGUCUCUACUGUCUCUACUAGUCCUCUACUAGACUCCACUAGUCUGUACUAAUAUCUACUAGUCUUCUACUGCCUCUACUGUCUCUACUAGUCUCUGCUAGUCUUCCAGUGACACUACCGUGAAUAGUGUCUGUACCAACGUUCCCAACUUUCCCAUCAUGUACUCUGUGUUUGCUGGGUUCCUCCUGGUGGCCCUCUGUCUUCUUGUCGACGCCUCUCCGACAGUUUCUCCGUCUCCAGAAGUGAACGUGGCAUUGCAUCUCCAGGAAGAGGGCCCCUCCUCAGACUGUCCAUCUUGUUCUCUGUCUCAGAUGAAGAGGAAUUUGUCUUCAUCAGGAGGUCAGAGUGAAAUGGUGGAGGCUGUGAAACGUCACAUUCUCAACAUGCUUCACCUGAGCGCUCGGCCCAACCUGACCCAGCCGGUCCCUCGCGCCGCACUGCUCAACGCCAUCAAGAAGCUGCACGUUGGGCGAGUGGCCGAGGAUGGUAGCGUGGAAAUCCAGGACGAGAACCAGGGACCUGGGGACUCAACGGCUGUGGAACCACCUUCUGAAAUAAUCACCUUUGGAGAACCAGGGCUCUCUCCAAACACAGUCACCUUUGACAUCUCCAAGGAAGAUGGCGUCUCACCCCUGGUGGACCAGGCCAACGUUUGGAUCUUCGUGAAGGCCUCGAAGGGAAACCGUCUGAAAGGCAAAGUGAUGCUGCGACUACUGUGGCUUCACCCUGAUGAGGACAGUAAUGAGAAGGAGGAGUGUGUUUCAGAGAAAAUGCUGGACACCCAUCGGAGCGGCUGGCACACUCUGGCCAUUCCUCGCAGCAUUCAGAGUUUGCUGGAUGGCGGCGGCCGCUCACUCAGCCUGAGGGUUUCCUGUCCUCUGUGUGCCGACGCUGGAGUCUCGCCUGUCUUGACGCCUGCCGAUGGCGAACGAGGGACCGGACGAGACCAGUCUCACCGACCCUUCCUCAUGGUGGCUGUACGAGUUCGAGAAGAGACUCUCAGGCGAGUAAAACGAGGCCUGGAGUGUGACGGGAAAAUCCACAUUUGCUGCAAACGGCAGUUUUAUGUGAACUUUAAAGACAUUGGUUGGAGCGACUGGAUUAUCGCUCCAUCCGGUUACCAUGCCAACUACUGCGAGGGCGAGUGUCCAAACCACAUGGCCAGCCUCGGAAGCUCAUCCCUCUCCUUCCACUCGGCAGUUAUCAAUCAUUAUCGCAUGAGGGGCUACAGUCCAUUUCAAAACACAAAGUCUUGCUGCGUGCCGACAAGGCUGCGAGCCAUGUCAAUGCUCUACUACAACGAGGAGCAGAAGAUCAUCAAGAAGGACGUCCAGAACAUGGUUGUAGAUGAGUGUGGCUGCUCAUAGGGAAGCGUGACUUCUUAAACAAUGUUUCAACACUUUAUAAACCUGCAUCCUGCAGGAAAACAAUUAGAUCUGCCUUUCCCAGUAAAGACGACAUAUUCUGCGUAGUGAUGAAGCGUUGUGUUUCUUCCUGGAGGAGACAAUUUUCCAUAUUGGAACGAGCUGAGAAAACUAUGCAACAGAUCCUAAGUCGGACUUCAUCCGUCUCCAAGUGUGAUUUCUCAGUUGUUUUUAUUGUUUAAUGUUCUUCUAGUAAGCAUGAGUGACUUAUGAAUAUGUUUCAUCUUUUUUGAAUAUGGUGUGAAAAUCUGUGUUGUUACAAUACUUGAAAGAAACGUGUCCAUUGAGCUUCUAGAGCCAAACGUGAUUCUUCUUAUUCAAUAAGCUGAAUGUAGAUAUUUGAAGGUUCUGAACAAAGCCAAAGACAACGCUUCAUUUUCUUGAGACAAACAUGAUGUUAAAUUAUUUAUGUGGUUGGUUUGGUCAUUGCUUCACUGUAAAGAUAAAACUUUAUAGCUAUAAUUUAUUUGCAUCUAUUUUUUAAUCAUCAUUAAACAAAGUGUCAGUCAAUGUCUGGA